Podarcis lilfordi (Lilford's wall lizard) is the source of this 861-nucleotide messenger RNA. NCBI's taxonomy places the organism in Eukaryota, Metazoa, Chordata, Lepidosauria, Squamata, Lacertidae. The record is from the annotation of a GenBank genome assembly.
AUGCCUAGUGUGUUCCAGGAGCGGCAGCACCAGCAUAGCUCCACUGAGGACAGUGAGAAUUCCGGCUUGGAGGAAGAGCGCAGGGAACACCAAGUGGUCCCGCCGGUGGCUGAGGCGAAUUCGACCAUCGUCGAGGUCCAGGGCGGCAAGCGAAAGUGUAAGAAGAAGCACACGUCUGCCAAGAAGAAGAGGAGCAGGCAGUCCGAGACGGAAGAUGAAACAGGUACGUCAUCUUCUGAUUCCGACAGUGACUGUACCAUGGAUGGUUACUGGGGUUUGGGAGAAGGGAAUCAUGGGAUCCCACUUUGGGCUCAUGAGAGGAGGGCCAACUCUCACCGAAAGACGUUUAAUGGAGUUUUGGACUGGAAGGACGGGGCCUUGGUUGAGGAUGUAAAGGUGGCCACCAACCAGUCCACCGAUUUCAUAUUGGGGAACCACCUGUCCCAGAAAAAGAGGAAUAAGAUCCUCAAUGGCGAUUAUGUAGACAUGUUUACCCUGCUCCCCCCAACAAAACUGUUAGGAAAAGGUGAAAAGAGGCGAUCUUCUGGUAAAGGAAGAUACCGGACCCCCAGGGCCGAGCGCACAUUCGAGAACUGGCUAGACGGGUACCAAGUUUUCAUGGGAGUUGUUUGCGCUGCGUAUCCUCGGAGAUCGAUGGAUUUGGUGGCCUACUUAGCUCACGUUAGGCGGGCUCACUCGCCGCGGGGGAGCAUGCCGCGUUAAUGUAUGACGAGAAUUUUCGCAGAAAUGCUUCCCUCCUCCCUACCACCCGGUGGGACCUAACGGACCCUAACUACUGGGGCGAGGACGUUAACCCGUAUAUUGAAAAGAAAUACCUGGGAUCCACAUUGACCAAGCCUG